Trichomycterus rosablanca is the source of this 899-nucleotide messenger RNA. RefSeq lists its product as uncharacterized. The record is from RefSeq and is a predicted model, not a curated record. Bases 57 to 899 code for a protein of 280 amino acids. NCBI's taxonomy places the organism in Eukaryota, Metazoa, Chordata, Actinopteri, Siluriformes, Trichomycteridae. The transcript has 4 exons.
ACUACAUUUUCAAGGCAUUUUCGAAGUCAGGGAAGACUUUGGCUGUGACACUCAAGAUGGCUACCAGACAGGUAGCUGUUGAGAAAAAAAAGGAAGCAGCAAAAGCUAGGCUAUCGAAGUUUAGGGAGAAAAUUUACAGCAAUCCUGAGCUACUUGAGGAGUACAGAAGAAGAGAGAGACAGAGGUAUCAGGAACGUAAGAAAAAUAGAAAAAUAAAGACAACUCGUGAUCUGACCAAAAAGCAACAUGACAAAAAGAAAAAGCAAUGGAGGGAAAACUCAGCCAAAUAUUACAGAAAAAAGAAACAACUUCAAGCACUUCUGGACAUCACCCCAGCGAGUGAGAACGAAAAUUCCUUUCAGCAUGAAGAAAUAAACAGUCAAGAACUCAAAAAUUCAAACAGUGAAUACACUGCAGAACAUAAAUCCUUAACAGAACACAUCCCAGUCACAUCGUUGCUCACCAUCAGUUUAACACCAACAACAGAAGAAAGAUACCUAAACCUGGCUGGACCAGUAGGAGCAUCCACUCCACACACACCACCACCAGAAACAAGAAAAAAAGAAAGAAGAGCAAAACUUGUAAGCAAAUUAAGAUCAAAAUUAAGAUACGCUGAAGAGAAACUUCAGGAGAAGUCUAAAGAAUUACAGAAUCUCAAAAAAAGAAUUAAAAGACUUGAAGCAAGGAAGAAGACCGCAAACAGGCCAACUGUAAAUAAUGUGCAAAAGGUCAGGAAAACCAGAGAGGGUUUCCCAACAAUUCCCAACAGCAGCAAGAGGAGGGAAAUGAGAAAACUUGUAAGCCGUUUCCUGCACCAAGAUGAUGUCUCCACUGUUGUCAAUGGGAAAGCUGGAGAGAUAAGCCCAGUUCUUCAAACUGAGGCCAUUUUGGAUAGUUAG